CACGCUUUAUCAUUUGAAGGUGUCGAUUUGGGCCUCGAGGAAUCGUGAGGCCUGCUGGUUAGCUGAAUCAUCGGUUGGACCACUACAAACGAGAGCCAUAUAUCCAAAGUCCAAACCUGCUUUGUUUGAUCUAAGCUGAUUGAGCGACAAGGCUGCAAUUCGCCACACAACUAAACGGAUUAACCGUCCUACUCAAAGUUAAAUGCUCCGGGUAAAAUUAAAUUGAUAUCAGUUUUAGUUUAAUCGAACCAACUGGUCGGUUAGCCGACAGACAAUAAUAGGUCAAAACAGCCAAUUGAAACUACAUAAGUUGAAAACAAGUAAAUUAGUCCGAGGUAUAAAUUGACGAGCGCAAUUCAAAACUCGCUAUAAUAUUAUUUUUUUCACCCUUGUUUUUAUUUCACAUCCCUUAGCUCGAUAUAUAUAUACAUUUUAUUUACGGAUAUAAACGAUUCUAUUAUUAUGAACUCGCUAAAAAUGUGAACCGUUAGUCCAUAAUUGUCAACAUUCAAUCCAAUUAUGAAAACAACCUCACUUUCGCCCCCCUCAAUCUCAUUGGUUAAAAGAAAGUCAACCAAGUAAAGUCCAAUGGACCAAACCAUCUCAGCUAAGACUCCCCUUCAUGCGCCCAGGCCCAACUAGAGACAAGCCCAUCCCAUUGUGGGAACACACUUUCCACCCGAUGACCGGGCCGCAAUCCGCUGCUGUCGGGCUCCUUUGUUUUUUCACCUGACCCGCCGUCCCCAAUAACUCUGCGCAUUUAUACGCAGAAAACUUGCCUUACCGACAAUACUCAACAAACCCACUGCCGCUCACUCGCUUCAUCCUGACCGUUGAAUUCCCCGCACUCGGGCUUCGAUCUCGUCCGUCCAAACCAGCAGCCACCGAAACAAAUUACCCCUCAAGUAGUAGUAACUGACACAAUUCCCCUGGCUUUGGUGGUGUCAACUUGUUCGUUGUCUUUCUUUUAUUUCCUAUAUUUUCGUUUUUAUUUUUUAAUUUGAAACUGAUUUGACAGUCGCACUGCUCUCUACUAGUACUACUAGUACCACUGGCACGCGCUUCCCGCGACGUAGUAGUGUGAGAGUUGCCGGUAAUGUAGAGCACGCGCCGCCGCAUGUGUGUGGGGAACGAAGUAGUGGAGGACGGGCAGGGAAGUAGAGUGGGGACGUGGCAGUUGGUGAUUAGUCGUUUGGCUUGGGAAAAAGUCUUGCCCAACUUAAUGGUUUUUUGUUUUCGCCUGUGAACCGUCAUUAGGCAAAAUGCGAGUUACUGUGUACUAUUUUGCGGGAUCCCCACGAUUAAAGCCUUCUCCAUUUUGCUGUUUAGUGAACGAUACUGUACAUAAUAAGCUAUAUUACUACUUCUAAGUCCGGCGGUGUCACGAUACGAUAGUAGCGUGAUCUUGAACCUCCGUAACUUUCUAAAAAUAUUUGUCGAAUGUAUGCGUUUUGAAUAAUUUAGUGUUGUUGUUUUUAUAUUAGUACGAGAAAAAAAGUCGGUUGUGAUUUAACUUAAUCAGUGUUCAAGUCCAAUUGCCUCGGAUUCAUGCAGUACGUACCCGAGGAACUUUUUAGAUUAUAAUUAAAAGACGAGACAACAAAUUAGUGCUAUGGAUUAAGAAGUAAUGUUGGACUCAUAAAACGUAAUUUUGUAUUAGACGACAACCAUGUUACAUUAGCCUUUGAAGAAUCUCUAAAUUGUCACCUAAGCCCAUAAACAAUAUUGAAUAGUGAGAAUCGCGUUUUCAAAAGGUUGGUGGAGUUGGUUCAAUAUUUGAAUGGAAUAAUUAAUUGUGUAUGUAGUGUAGCUAUAGGUUAAUGGAAUCGGUUGUUUUAAAACUAUUGACACAUAUAUUGUGUUUUUUGGUAGGUUGAAAGCGAUCACGCCCGAGACUCAGGUGCGACCGCUAGGUAUUGGUUUUUCAAUAAAAUCCAGAGGCGGCGCCCGAGACUGGGGCAUUGGCGCUUGAUAUAAAGCGACAGCGGCGGCGCCCUAGACAGAGGCGUUGUCGCUGCCUUCUUCUUCCACUCCAGUAUCAUAUAUACUCUACCUUUCCUUCGGUUCUUCACCACCAAAAGAAGUUCCGAAAGAAGCUCUGGUGUUGUUGUCUAGUUGCUGGGAAGAUGACUAAUAAUAGGCAAGAGACGUAUUUAUUUUUGUAAUGUAUAAUUCAAAUGCUAUAAUGAUUUUGUCGAGUUAGUAAUUAGUGAGUUUGUUUUUUAUGUAGUGGUUUUAGAAGAUUUGAACUAGCUGUUCGGUGGAAAUUAGAGAAAGUAGAGGACAAUUUGGGUGUCCAUUUCAUUGGUGGUCUAAGUUUUUAGAUGACUAUUCCAUCUAGGGUGAACUAUUAGAAACUUUGUGAUAAUCUAAUUCGGAGAAAACGACAUAGAGAUGAAGCAGUACAAGAUAGUGUUGUGAUUACAGGUUUCACUUAAUGUCUUCCAGAAUGGCAGAAUGGUGUUUUAUGUCAUUAUGCGAUGCCUAUUGUCGAUGAUGAUAGCUUGAAUGUGUUUUGAAAUUUUAUGCCACAAAACCCUUAUUGUUUGGGUGCUGAGAUACAUGUUGAGCUCAGUGAGGAUCGGGGUGGAGAUGAAGAAGACGACUCAUGGAGCAUGUCAUCCGAUCAUGACUAUGAUGAUGGUGAUGACGGAGAGGAGGAAGAUGAUGAUGAUGAUGAUGAGGAGGAGGAGGAGGAGGAGGAGGAGGAGGAGGAGGAGGAGAAGGAAGGAGAACAACCUAAUUAUCCUCCAUGUUUUUACUUGCAGGGUAAUGAAGAGGACGACGAAUUAUCAUAUGUUGAUUCAUAUGGCGUAAUUCCAAUGCCUAUUGUUGGUGGUUUUGAUGGAGAAUUCUACUAGGGGCAGAUAUUUCACUCGAAACAAGCUGCACGGGUGGCGAUUAAACACUACGCACUACAACGCAACUUUCAGUAUAACGUGGUGGAGUCGUCACCUUCAAUCUGGAAGUUCAGAUGUUUGAAGCACAAGGAGGACAAAUGUCCUUGGAUAGUGCGAUUUGGAUGUCGAGAUGUGGGAGGCGAUUGGACUAUGAGAAAGGCCGAGUUGGUGAAUACUUGUAGCAGUACGACUCAACCGAUGGAUCAUCGCCAUCUUGAGGUCGACGUUAUAUAUGAGUCCGUGAAACACUUGGUACGUGCCCAACCAAAUCUGAGUGUUCUAACUGUGC
Linum trigynum is the source of this 3189-nucleotide messenger RNA. The record is from the annotation of a GenBank genome assembly. Lineage: Eukaryota; Viridiplantae; Streptophyta; Magnoliopsida; Malpighiales; Linaceae.